AGCUGAAAGAGAUUUAAAUCAGUUAUGGAAAGUGGAAACAAAUUUUAUUUAUUUUUCUUAAAAAACGAAUUAAAAGCCUUUCAAUUUUGUUUGACCGUUGAUUUUUAACGUAGCAUUGAAGCUUUCCCCCAGAGAAAGAAGACGCUGAAGAAAAAAAAAGAAAAUUAAAAUUUCAGGAAGCUCGUAAGAAAGUGAAAAAAAAAAGAAAGAAUGAAACUUUGAUUCAAGAUUCCAACUUUGAGACAAGAAGAAGAACAAGAAGAGACAAGACAAAAGUUAGUUACUUUGUGUUCUUCAAUGGCUGAAGAUGUUUAAAAAAGUUAUGAUUUUUUAAGUGAAGAAAAAGCUCUUACAGAUCUGAGUUAUUACAUUUUCUAUAAUCUCAGUGAUCUGGUUUUGCGUGAGUGAUCUAGAAUUUGGUGGGAAGCAAUUAAAGUUUAAUUUUUUUUAAACGAUCUGGGGGGGUUUGAUCUACUCUGCUUUGUGUUGAAGCUUUUGGUGUGUUUAGAGUAAAUUAGGGUAUAAUCUUGUUAGCUGUGUGUGAUCUUGAGAGUUGUAACUUCCUUCACGUUUAGUGUUUCCUUUGGUUGGUAAAGUUUGGUGCUUUCAGGAUACUGUCUUACUCAAACUCUCUGCAUUUUUUAGGCUUUUGAUUCUUAAAAUUUAGUGUUUUUGGAGGAAAGAUUUCAAAUUUUGUUUUGGAUGAGAAGUAGAUUUUGAGAUGGCAACAUCACCGGUACAACCUCCGGUUUCUAAUUCUCCACCGUCUCCUCCGGUGGCUUCACCGCCGAUGAAUAACGACACUUCACCACCAGUAACAUCGCCGCUUCCUCCGUCAGCUCCUCCGCCAAAUAGAGCUCCUCCUCCGGUUGUGACUUCACCGCCACCGGUACCGAAUGGAGCACCACCGCCUAAACCACCUGAGAGCUCUCCUCCACCACCGCAACCAGUGAUCCCUUCACCUCCUCCUUCAAUUUCAUCGCCGCCACCACCGCCAACGGUGCAGCCACCAAGUAGUCCGCCUUCACCACCUGCAUUAGUCCCUCCACCUCCUGCUUCUGUUCCUCCUCCACGGCCUCCGCCUUCACCACCAAUCUUUGAACGUUCUCCUCCUCCUCUGCCGCCAUCAGAGCGUCCAAUUCAAUCUCCUCCUCCGCCUUCAGACCGUCCCACUCAAUCUCCUCCUCCGCCAUCAGAGCGUCCAAUUCAAUCUCCUCCUCCUCCUUCACCGCCUUCUGACCGUCCCAUUCGGUCUCCUCCUCCUCCUCCUCCUCUUCCUUCACCGCCUUCAGAACGUCCCACGAAGUCUCCUCCUCCACCACUAGAGGAUCCUAAACCUGCACCUCCCAGUAGAAGUCCAGAUACUCCACCAACAACAAUCUCUUCUCCUCCUCCACGUUCUCCUCCUGAAAUACUUGUCCCAGGUUCUGACAACCCAUCACAGAACAACCCUGCUCUUAGGCCUCCUCAUGAUACUUCAAGUUCAACUAAUGGUAGUGGACUUGGUGCUGGUGCUGUUGUUGGUAUCAGCGUAGCAGUGGCGCUUGUUGUGUUCAGUCUUAUUGGAAUUUUUGUCUGGUGCUUGAGGAGACGAGAGAAACGUCUUUCAGCUGUUAGUGGUGGCGAUGUUACGCCAUCACCAAUGAGCUCUACCGCAAGAUCAGAUUCAGCGUUUUUUAGGAUGCAGUCAUCUGCACCUAUUGUAGGUAGCAAGCGUUCUGGCAGUCAUCAUUACUCACAGUCACAAUCUGGCGGCUUAGGCAAUUCGAAAGCAUUGUUUUCUUAUGAAGAACUUGUGAAGGCAACAAAUGGGUUUUCAGAAGAAAAUUUAUUGGGUGAAGGUGGAUUUGGUAGUGUAUAUAAAGGGAUAUUACCGGAUGGGAGAGUAGUUGCUGUGAAACAACUUAAAAUUGGUGGAGGACAAGGCGACCGAGAGUUUAAAGCUGAAGUUGAGACUCUUAGCAGGAUUCAUCAUCGCCAUUUGGUUUCUAUCGUGGGACAUUGCAUCUCUGGUGACCGUAGAUUGCUCAUUUAUGAUUAUGUCUCUAACAACGACCUUUACUACCACCUUCAUGUUUCAAAAUCUGCUCUGGACUGGGCAACUCGUGUAAAAAUUGCUGCUGGUGCGGCUCGUGGACUAGCUUAUCUCCAUGAAGACUGUCACCCGCGUAUCAUUCACAGGGACAUUNCUCCUCCUUCAAUUUCAUCGCCGCCACCACCGCCAACGGUGCAGCCACCAAGUAGUCCGCCUUCACCACCUGCAUUAGUCCCUCCACCUCCUGCUUCUGUUCCUCCUCCACGGCCUCCGCCUUCACCACCAAUCUUUGAACGUUCUCCUCCUCCUCUGCCGCCAUCAGAGCGUCCAAUUCAAUCUCCUCCUCCGCCUUCAGACCGUCCCACUCAAUCUCCUCCUCCGCCAUCAGAGCGUCCAAUUCAAUCUCCUCCUCCUCCUUCACCGCCUUCUGACCGUCCCAUUCGGUCUCCUCCUCCUCCUCCUCCUCUUCCUUCACCGCCUUCAGAACGUCCCACGAAGUCUCCUCCUCCACCACUAGAGGAUCCUAAACCUGCACCUCCCAGUAGAAGUCCAGAUACUCCACCAACAACAAUCUCUUCUCCUCCUCCACGUUCUCCUCCUGAAAUACUUGUCCCAGGUUCUGACAACCCAUCACAGAACAACCCUGCUCUUAGGCCUCCUCAUGAUACUUCAAGUUCAACUAAUGGUAGUGGACUUGGUGCUGGUGCUGUUGUUGGUAUCAGCGUAGCAGUGGCGCUUGUUGUGUUCAGUCUUAUUGGAAUUUUUGUCUGGUGCUUGAGGAGACGAGAGAAACGUCUUUCAGCUGUUAGUGGUGGCGAUGUUACGCCAUCACCAAUGAGCUCUACCGCAAGAUCAGAUUCAGCGUUUUUUAGGAUGCAGUCAUCUGCACCUAUUGUAGGUAGCAAGCGUUCUGGCAGUCAUCAUUACUCACAGUCACAAUCUGGCGGCUUAGGCAAUUCGAAAGCAUUGUUUUCUUAUGAAGAACUUGUGAAGGCAACAAAUGGGUUUUCAGAAGAAAAUUUAUUGGGUGAAGGUGGAUUUGGUAGUGUAUAUAAAGGGAUAUUACCGGAUGGGAGAGUAGUUGCUGUGAAACAACUUAAAAUUGGUGGAGGACAAGGCGACCGAGAGUUUAAAGCUGAAGUUGAGACUCUUAGCAGGAUUCAUCAUCGCCAUUUGGUUUCUAUCGUGGGACAUUGCAUCUCUGGUGACCGUAGAUUGCUCAUUUAUGAUUAUGUCUCUAACAACGACCUUUACUACCACCUUCAUGUUUCAAAAUCUGCUCUGGACUGGGCAACUCGUGUAAAAAUUGCUGCUGGUGCGGCUCGUGGACUAGCUUAUCUCCAUGAAGACUGUCACCCGCGUAUCAUUCACAGGGACAUUAAGUCGUCUAACAUUCUUUUAGAGGACAACUUUGAUGCUCGGGUUUCUGACUUUGGUCUUGCGAGAUUAGCUCUUGAUUGUAACACUCAUAUCACAACACGGGUUAUUGGAACAUUUGGCUACAUGGCUCCUGAAUAUGCAUCAAGUGGAAAACUAACAGAGAAAUCAGAUGUAUACUCCUUUGGAGUUGUUCUGCUUGAGUUAAUCACUGGACGUAAACCGGUGGAUACAUCACAACCACUGGGAGAGGAGAGCCUUGUUGAAUGGGCCCGGCCUCUGAUAAGUCAUGCCAUUGAAACCGAGGAGUUUGAUUCUUUAGCAGACCCCAAGCUUGGAGAAAACUAUGUGGAUUCUGAAAUGUUUAGAAUGAUAGAAGCAGCGGGAGCCUGCGUGCGCCAUUCAGCUGCCAAGAGACCUCGGAUGGGACAAAUUGUGAGAGCUUUUGAAAGUUUAGCUGGAGAAGACCUUACCAACGGAAUGAGACUAGGCGAAAGCGAAGUCUUUAACUCAGCUCAACAGUCAGCAGAGAUCAGAUUAUUUAGAAGAAUGGCAUUUGGUAGCCAAAACUACAGUACAGAUUUUUUCACACAUAGUAGUUACAAUAGCAGAGACGAAAACGUGUAAAUAUCAUACACACAGAUUUGUUUUUCUUUUUCUUUCUUUAGCCAUUAGAGGCAACAACAACCCAUCAAUAACAUCCCAGUUUUGUCUAAAAACUUCCCAUCCUGCGCCUCAAACCUGCACAUCCUGUUCUCAAAGCAGAACCUUCACAGAGUGCUUAAAACAGUAAGAAUCUCUCUCUGGUUUUGUUUCCUUCUGUUUCCAUGUGGUGAAACUAAAGAGACUUUGUAGAGACAAAGGAUUACAAAGGAGCAUGUGGUUGAACAGAAAGAUGAGAAAAAGAGAUAUAUAGAUGGGUAAUAUACUUAUGUUCUAGGCUUCUGGCACAAGAAAGCUUCGUUUUCUUACAUGGAAAUACUUUUGUAUCUAUUUUAUUUAUACCUUUACCUUUACUUCCUUGUCA
Camelina sativa (false flax) is the source of this 4439-nucleotide messenger RNA. The record is from RefSeq and is a predicted model, not a curated record. NCBI's taxonomy places the organism in Eukaryota, Viridiplantae, Streptophyta, Magnoliopsida, Brassicales, Brassicaceae.